CUUCUUACUCUUCCAUCGUUUAAAACGCGAUCAAUGGACAAUCGGAACACGAACAAACGUGUUCUAAACGGAUUCUUUGAAGAAGAAGAAAAAGAAGAAGGUUUGUCUUCGUUUCUGUCUAAUGCUCCUCCACGAAAAGUGGCCAUUUCCACACGAUCCAUUCGAUUUCCAGUCCUCGAUCAAAGUGCACGUGAGAAGAUUUUUCGCCGAACCACCGUUUAAUAUAUAUCAACCGAAGAAUUUCCACCGUCUCGCUCUUUCUUCACCAUUUUUUUUCUCGCGGCACGAAGGAUCGCGUGGCGUUUGUUGGUAAAAAUAACUCGGUCACCCGUUUUGCAGAACAUCGGAUCGGAUUCGUUUUUAAAAUUCUUUUUUUAACAUUUCCAUCACAACCAAAUUCCCCAAUUCCUCGCGAUUCCCCCUUCCCUAUACAUUCCAAUCCUUCCGAAUACGACGACACUGUACUAUAAUAUGUCCACGCUCACGUGACACGACCAUGUCACACGAUCACGACGAAUAAACACGCGCGUUCGAAUUUGCCGAACCAAUUACGAUCCUGUUUUCAAGCUAACCAAACCCGUCCCCUCUUUUUCUUCCUUCUUUUCUCCUUCGAUAACCAAAUCAUCCGUUUCACUCAUACUCGAAUAUACGAAUAUACGUAUCUCUCCGAUAUAAUCGUAUCUAUAUUUUCGAUUCGAUGGAGAAGGGAGGAAAGGAAGGAAGGAAGGAAUCGUUCAACCCGAUUUUCUCUUCUUCCUCGAGAAAAGGGGGGGGGAAGAGGGUGAGGAGAAGGUGUCGCGUGGAAAAUCGAAAAUCUUGGCGGGAGAUUCGACGAUCGCUACGAGGAGAGAGAGGAGAAGGAGUGGGGUGAGGGGAGAUCCACCGAGAAACGGUAACAGCGGCUCGACUCGACUCGACUCGACUCGACUCGGGCGGAAGGAGGGGGAGAGGGCGGAGUAGGAGAGAAGAGGCGAGGGUGGGAAAGACGGAGAGAGAUAGAGAGCGCGCGCGCGUCUCGCGAAAAGAGGAGGAGGAGGAGGAGGAAAGCGGUGGAAAGGAGAUACGGGGAGGAAAGCGGCGAGAGGGUAGUUGGGCCGGCCGGCCAGUCGUGCUGUGGCGGCAACCGCGGACGCGUAGUCCGCUUCUCGCGCUCUCAUCCCCCUCCCGCCCGACGUCAUGUUGCCAAACAACCCCCGUCGAGCAUCAUCCCCUUCCGACACGACUAUCCGGACGAGUUAGUCAGUUUCAACUACGGGGGGAGUGGAGUGGAGAUCUCGGCUCUCGGACACUGGAUCACCCUCCGCGAUCCUAAUAUCAGCUGGUAUACACAUACACACAUAUAUAUAUAUACAUUAGUGUAAUCGAGUCAGUGGGAUCGUCCCGCUUCCUUCCUCCCCCCCUCCUCGUUUCUUCUUCGUUCGGUCCAGGAUCGAGAGUGCGGUGCGUAAAAACAAACAAAGCCUUGUUGUGUUGAUUUGACCGAUCUUUCGCUGCGCGUAUCGUCGGUACACGUGCGAGGCGAAUCGAUCACGGGGGGAGGGGAGCACAAGUGCGAGUGAUUCUCAGGCGAGAAGGAUCGACGUCGUGGAUCCUCCUCAGGAACACAUAUAUAUAUAUAUAGGAUCAUUCGAAUGGUGGCUGGGCCGAGCGAGGGGGGACGUAGCGACGACGCGCUCUCCCUGCGAGCACCUUGGGCGGGAAGAGAAGAGGGGAAGAGGGGAGAUGACGCUCGACGCGGGAAGAGGAAGCACGACGCCGCCCGGUGAAACGAACGACGGACGGACAACCCUCGAGGGAAACGAGUUGGCCGACACCGUCAGAUAACUUUCGAUCUUCCCCUUCUCGCUCCCUCUCUCCCCUUCCCCUUCCCUUUCUCCGAAAAACAGAACAUAAAAAAAGAUUCUCCUCGAAGAAGAAGAAGAGAGAUUCUUUCCUCCAAGUCCAUAGAGAGAGAGGAAGAAAUCGAAUGAGAUGGAUAAAUAGAGACGGGGAGAAGUGGAAAGGAAAGAUGAGCCAGCGGCCCCUCGCCCGGAUGUUGGCGCUGCUCGUGUCCCUUCACCGGCUCUCCAUAUAUUCCGGGGGCAGCGAUUGGAGGGUGGCUGGUAGGAGCGAGUCGGUGGUGAUCCCGGGGGACAUUGUGCUGGGCGGUUUGUUCCCCGUCCACGAGAAGGGGGGCGCCUCGUGCGGGCCGAACGUGUACAACCGGGGGGUGCAGCGGCUCGAGGCUAUGCUGUUCGCCGUCGACCAGAUAAACAGGGACGAGGAUAUAUUACCCGGGAUCACUAUAGGGGUGCACAUUUUGGACACGUGCGGACGGGACACGUACGCCCUUAACCAGAGCCUGCACUUCGUGAGGGCGUCGUUGUCGAACUUGGACAUGAGCGUGCUCGAGUGCGCGGACAGAUCGGCGCCAAGGGUCAAGAAGACGGCGAGCGCCGGACCGAUAUUCGGCGUGAUAGGGGGCUCUUACAGUUCCGUGUCGUUGCAGGUUGCGAAUCUGCUCAGACUGUUCCACAUACCCCAGAUCUCGCCCGCAUCCACAGCCAAGGCGCUCAGCGACAAGACCAGGUUCGACUAUUUCGCGAGGACGGUUCCACCGGACACGUUCCAAUCGAUCGCGUUGGUGGACGUGGUGAAGAGCGCCAACUGGUCCUACGUCUCGACCGUCUACUCGGAGGGCAGUUACGGUGAAUACGGGAUCGAGGUGUUCACGAGGGAGGCGACCGAGCGGAACGUGUGCAUAGCGGCCGCUGUCAAAGUGCCGAGCGCGGCCGACGAUCGCAUGUUCGACGACAUAAUCCAAAGAUUGAGCAAGAAGGCGAACGCACGGGCCGUGGUGCUGUUCACGCGUGCCGAGGACGCGAGGGGGAUCCUCGAGGCUGCGAGGAGGUCGAACCUGAGCCAGCCGUUCCAAUGGUUGGCCAGCGACGGUUGGGGCAGGCAGAUCAAGCUGGUCGAGGGCCUCGAGGAGGAGGCCGAGGGCGCCAUCACGGUCGAGCUCCAAUCCGAGAAUAUUCCCGGCUUCGACGACUACAUGGCCUCCCUGACCCCCGACACCAAUCGUCGAAACCCGUGGUUCAGCGAGUAUUGGGAGGAGGUGUUCGACUGCCUCCUCAAAAAGGAACGGAACGGGCCAACCCAAACCACCCUGAACGCCACAACGCUCUUCUGCCCCCCCAACCUCAGAUUAACCUCCGAAAGGGGUUACGAGCAAGAGUCCAAAGUCCAAUUCGUGGUGGACGCGGUGUACGCGUUCGCGUUGGCCCUCCACAACCUCCAGAAGGACGUGUGUUCCAAACUCAAGGGUCUCUGCCCCUCCAUGGCCAACUACGACCGUGGCGUCUUCUACAGGAAUUACCUCCUCAACGUCUCCUUCAUAGACGCGGCGGGAAGCGAGGUGAAGUUCGACGAGCACGGAGACGGAUUGGCGCGAUACGAGAUUCUCAACUUUCGAAAAUCGGAACACAACGGCACCAACGGUUAUCAGUAUCAGGUGGUGGGGAAAUGGUUCAACUCGCUGGACAUCCGCACCGAGGAGCUGAUCUGGGCACGAGGUACCAAGGAUAUACCGAUCUCCGCGUGCUCCCUACCUUGCGAGCCAGGUAUGAUAAAGAAGCAACAGGGUGACACUUGUUGCUGGGUGUGCGACCAGUGCGAGGAGUACGAGUACGUGCACGACGAGUACACCUGCAUGGACUGCGGGCCUGGAAAAUGGCCGCACGAGGACAAGAGAGGUUGCUACCAGUUGGCGAUCAAUCACAUCAGGUGGAACAGCGCGUUCGCGAUCGCCCCUGCUGUGAUCUCGUGCCUGGGUAUCGUGGCAACUAUGGCGGUCGCGUGCCUCCUGUUCCACCACAGGGACACACCUGUGGUGAGGGCGUCCGGCCGCGAGCUGACCAUCAUCCUGCUGGCGGGGGUACUCGUCUGCUAUUUGAACACGUUCCUCCUCUUGGCCACGCCCACCACCGUCACCUGCAUACUGCAAAGGUUCGGUGUUGGUGUGAGCUUCAGCGCCGUGUACGGGGCGCUGCUGACCAAGACGAACAGGAUCGCGAGGAUUUUCGACUCGGCGUCGAGAACCGCGGUCAGACCUAGGUACAUCAGUCCCGCGUCCCAAGUGUGCAUCGCGGCAGCUCUCAUCGCAUUACAGAUCGUGCUGACGCUGGUGUGGAUGAUCAUCGAGCCGCCGGGCACGAGAUUCUUCUAUCCGGAUCGUAAGCAAGUGAUUCUCAAAUGCAACAUUCAGGAUAUGAGCUUCCUUUUCUCCCAGUUGUACAACGCGUUGCUGAUCCUGAUCUCGACCGUGUACGCGGUGAAGACGCGGAAAAUACCGGAGAACUUCAACGAGAGCAAGUUCAUCGGCUUCACCAUGUACACAACCUGCAUCAUAUGGCUGGCGUUCGUCCCGAUAUACUUUGGUACCGGGAACGCGCACGAGACACAGAUCACCACUCUCUGCGUUGCCAUCAGCCUGAGCGCGACCGUCACACUCGUUUGCCUUUAUUCCCCCAAGAUAUACAUCAUCCUCUUCCAACCGGACAAAAAUAUCCGGAGGAAGGUCACCAUGGGAGACAAAUCGAAAAAACAGGGAAGCAGCGCCGGCACCUCUUCCAUCACCAAAUAUACGGGAUGCGAGCUGACCAGCGAGAGCAUGCCGCUUCAAAGCGCGCUCACGGCAGCGGUGCAAACGUCGGUAGGAGUGACGGAGAUCUCCUUGGCAUCGAACGCAUCGAGCAAAACUAAUAACGAGCAAGUGGCGCAGCUGUAGGGAAGCUACAAUUCUUACUCGAGGGAGAGGGGGGCGUCCUGGCGGUUGGCCAACUUCUCUCGCCCCCUCUGGACUUCCGAACGAAGGAGCGCAGUGAAUAGUGCGAAUCCGUGUUAAUAAAAAGCGGCGGGAUAGCAGUGGCGAGCUUAGAGAAACGUGUUGCGCGGCAAAAAGGAGCGACGGUAAAAAUCUGUGGCUUAAUCCGAGGCCACUUCCGAUUUUUCCUUCUUUGUGCGCGCCGCUUGUUCCUACGAUACGCUGGUUCCUCGAUGUGGGGUAAGCUCAACUUCCUUCCUUCCACGGUAGAAUCGUGUCUUUCGAUUCGACGGAUGAAAGAAGGAAAAGGAUAAACAUAUACGCAAUGUGUAUAUAUAUACUUGUAGAUUUCUCUCUCGUUUUAUUACGUAUCGCGCAGGUGCGAUGUGCGAUUAAAAGAGUGGUGCGUGGACUUCUUAAGUUAAGCGAACUAUUUAAAUUAAAAAAAUCCGCGUUGCCUAUUAUUCGAUUACACGACACUCGGAUCGUAUCUGUGCCGUCGUAAACUGUCGUCUUCGCUCGUUCAUUAUAUAUAUAUAUCGAGAUCACUCGAUCGUAAUUGAGAUCGCUGUUGUUAUUGUUACUGUUACGUUACAAACGGUUAUCCUCGUGAAUAAUAUAUGAACACGGAUAUUUAUAUAUAUAUAUAUACGCCUAUGUUAUUAGGUACCGUGGUAACACGAACGUAACCUGGUGGCACGAGUUUGAACUUAUAUAUAAGUUCUCUAUGCAUAAGUGUGUGUGUGUGUGUGUGUAGAUACUUGCCGGUUUUAACGAACGAUUGACAUACAAUGUAAAUUAUUAUUAUUAUUAUGAAACGAUGCUCGUUUGAAAUUUUAUAUUUUAUUAAAUGCGUCUAAUAAUAUCUGCUUUCUGAUAUCUCUCCGUUGAGUAAUUUAAUUAAUUAAAUGCUUCGAAUUGUUAACUCGUCAGAAUAUCAAGACUAAUAAUUAAAAAAAUAAUUAUAAAAAAAAUUUUGAAUAUUCCUCGUGCCAUGUUCAAUAUUAUGUCAUUGUAUUUUUUCAUGCAAAUUAUAAUUAUAAACGGGUAUACUUAUGGACGAGAGAAUACGUGUUCAAACGAAUCGUAAAUUGAUGAAACGGACAUAAGAUAAUGUAAAUCCACGAGAAAAAUUCGACUCGUUGCUCGAGCUAAUCUGUGACCGGCAAAUGUACUUUACAAUGUUUGUAUCGUUUAUUGGUUUAACGAGCCGACUAAUUGGCACGAUCGAACCGGCGUGUUCACCCGCGUGUCGAUGAUUAAACUCGAUUACGAUUAAUAAUGACGCGACCGAAUGGAGUUUUCUCUUUCGGUAUUUGGUUCGAAACUGUGCUACUAAAUCGUUGGAAUGCAUGCACGGUGUGCAUUCGCGCGUAAGGGAUAAGCUCGUGCCAGAAAUUAUUCUGUCGGAAAUGGUUCGCUCGCGCAUAUGUAAUUAGCUUGUUUCGAGUGAUCGACGUUCAUUGUCCACUUCUCCCACGUAGAUCGUUGACGAACUAUACAUAUAUAUAUAUAUUUAUAUAUAUAUAUAUAUAUAUAUAAAGAAAAAAAAAAGAAAAAGGAGAAAAAUAUUUACAUUCCGCGACAUGUAUAUAUAUUAUAUACAUAUUAUUAAAAAAAAAUAGGAUACUUAACACACACGUACUUAUACAUAUACACAGAGUUAUUAUCGCUGCGCGAGAUCUCGUGUGUUCCUUCCUCGGGACGCGUAAUAAUUGCGUGAAUUUCUUAUUAAUUUUAUUCGCGAUGCUCUGUCGAUAUCCAAGUUGCAUCUUACUUCGAAGAAGUCGAAAGAAGUCGUUAUAAUCGGGGACCGAAAUUAAAUUUUCAUUCGAAUUAUACAUACUUCUUCGAUAUUUUUUAUUCCCUUAGAUGUAACAUUAUCACGAUAUCUCUAACGAGUUGAGCGGUUUAUAAAGGUUUAUUUAUGUUGUUUCUAACUAUCGGUAAAGUGGUGGAUCGCGUAUAACGGAAUUACCAACAGUCAAUAAAAAGGAUCGUAAAAGAAGUGCAAUUCCAUAGUUCGCCGUGCGAAACUUUUAGAACAAUAACUGGAGCACAGGAAGAAUGUAAGGGAGGAGAAAGGAGUCGGAGAGAGAAGUGACAAUGACAGGGGAAAAAUGAAUGGCGGAAAAUUUUGAAACUAGGCCGACUACGUGACGGCGUAAAUUCAAUAUAUAUAUAUAUAUACUCGCAUACACGCACACACGUAUACACACUUCUUUCAUGAACAGUAGACAAUAAAUAAAUCGCUUUAAGGCGAACCUUUAACCUGGCUCGACCAAUAUCGGAAUUUACACUCGAUUAAAAAACAACAUCUUGAUUUCGUUAUUCCAAGAUGGUUAGUCGUUACGAAAGCGCGAAAGUAAGAACACGAAAGAGUGUGAUUUAAAACGACCUCGUGCGCGACCUUGAAAAUUAUAAUUCGCUUAAACUGCAAAGAUUGGACUUAUAGUUAAGAAAAAUCGAGAUAGAAAAAAAAUUAACUUGUUACACGAACUAUUCAUACAUGAAAUUGUAAUCUUCGAUAAAUUGUAACACGCGAAUGAUUCAAAUGUUACGAAACGGAAAAUUCGUUAUUAAAUGAAGAAAGAUGGGGGAAUAAAAUUAUACUUUGACGUGAAACGUGAAGCAUCGUACAAAAAGAUAACUUUGUAUCUUUUAUUAUUAUAACAUCGAGCAUUGAAAUAGAUUUUCCCCGUCAAAUGGAA
This is a messenger RNA of Apis mellifera (honey bee), 7515 nucleotides long. RefSeq names its product metabotropic glutamate receptor 1 (gene mGluR). The record is from RefSeq and is a predicted model, not a curated record. Gene Ontology annotation, biological process: G protein-coupled glutamate receptor signaling pathway; regulation of synaptic transmission, glutamatergic. The coding region runs from base 1967 to 4768 and encodes 933 amino acids. Gene Ontology annotation, molecular function: group II metabotropic glutamate receptor activity. The transcript has 7 exons. NCBI's taxonomy places the organism in Eukaryota, Metazoa, Arthropoda, Insecta, Hymenoptera, Apidae. Gene Ontology annotation, cellular component: membrane.